Scomber japonicus (chub mackerel) is the source of this 1625-nucleotide messenger RNA. Its product is annotated as kalirin-like. Gene Ontology annotation, cellular component: cytoplasm. NCBI's taxonomy places the organism in Eukaryota, Metazoa, Chordata, Actinopteri, Scombriformes, Scombridae. The record is from RefSeq and is a predicted model, not a curated record. Gene Ontology annotation, molecular function: guanyl-nucleotide exchange factor activity; protein binding. The transcript is spliced from 10 exons. The annotation marks the transcript as partial.
GUUCCGGUAAAGCGGAGUGUGUCCGGGCGGUCGACGUCUUGACGGUGCUCAGAGAGAAAGUGGCCUUCGUCUCAGGUGGACGGGACAAACGAGGCGGACCAAUCCUGACCUUCCCUGCCAGGACCAAUCAUGAUCGAAUAAAACAGGAAGACCUCAGUCGACUGGUCACUUACUUGUCGACCAUACCAAGCGAGGACGUCCGAGCUCGAGGCUUCACGGUGGUGGUGGACAUGCGCGGCAGUAAGUGGGACAGUGUGAAGCCGGUGCUGCGAACGCUGCAGGAGUCGUUCUCCUCCAACAUCCACUCAGCGCUGCUCAUCAAGCCCGACACGUUCUGGCAGAAGCACAAGACCAACCUGGGCAGCGCCAAGCUCAGCUUCGAGACCAGCCUGGUGUCGGUGGAGGGCCUGUCCCGAUUGGUCGACCCCUCCCAGCUGACCUCUGACCUCGGCGGCUCGCUGGAGUACGACCAUGUGGAGUGGACCGAGCUGCGUCUGGGCCUGGAGGAGUUCUCGGGGGCCGCCACGCAGCUGCUGGCCCAGCUGGAGCAGCUGGAGGCCGGACUGAGCCGCAUAGCGGAGCCCCAGGACGUGGACGAGGCCCGCAAACUUCUGGAGGAACACGGUCGUCUCCGUAACACCAUCGCCACGGCGCCCGUCGACGCCCUCGAGCGAGAGGGGCGGAGCUUGCUCCAGCGGAUGCGCCUGGGCCCCACACACGGCGACGCCCCCAACGAAGGCGGCGGCGGCGGCGGCGGUGGUGGCGUCGGCAGUAGCCACGGCAGCUGGCUGUCGGGCGGAGCAGACUUCCAGAGCGUGGCGCCGAAGGUUUCCUCUCUGCUGGACCGGCUGCAGGCGGCUCGUAGCCAUCUGCUGCAGAGCUGGGGCGACAGGAAGCUGCACCUGGAUCAGGCGCUGCAGCUGCACCUGUUUGAGCAGGACGCCACCAAGAUGUCGGAGUGGAUCGCUCACAGUAAGGAUCUGUUCGUGCAGAGUCUGGCGGAGGUCGGUCAGAACCACCAGCACGCCGUCGACCUCCAGACGCAACACCAGCACUUCACCGCCAACUGCAUGAACGGCAGCGUGAACGUGGACAGCGUGGUUACCGUGGCGGCGCGGCUCGCUGAGGCCGGUCACUACGGGGCGGAGAGGAUCGCACUGGUGUCGUCACGGUUACAGGAAGACUGGAAGUCCCUGACGACGGCGUUGGAGGAGCGCAGCAACACGCUCGCCAUGGCAACCGGCUUCCACCAGGGGGCAGAACAGUUCCUGCUCAGGGUCGAGGGUUGGGUCCAAGUGUGCUCAGAGGGGUCGUUGCCAUCGGCGACGGCAGAGCUGGAAGCUGCCGUUAAGAAACACCAGGAGCUUAACGAGGAGAUCUCUGCCAACUUCACACAGGUCAGUGAGAGCGGUAAAGCCUUAUUGGAGGUCCUCCAGCGUUGCCCGGCGACCGAUUCUGAAGACGCCGCGACCAAACCGGACUUCACUGCGGCAACACACGGUAUCAUGGCAGUUCUGCACCAGGUCAUGCAGGGUCACCAUGAGGUGGAAGGAGCGUGGCAGCACCGGAAGCUCCGCCUCCACCAGCGCCUGCAGCUGUGCGUGUUUCAGCAGGACGUCAGACAG